AUGCGAGGCGGUCCGCGUCUCCAGGUCGGCUCGGCCGCCUGGGUCGCAGAGGAGCGCGAGGCGGCGCUGAGCAUCGCGUGCUCUGAGGUCGACGAGUUCUCGUACGCCGCACGAAACGAGCUGGACUGGCUCAACGAGCACAUGGCCGACAUUUUUUCCGAGAAUCAGAUGAAUGUCGCCGAGAUCUUUAAAUCGCCUAGCAAGUUCCGCGGCAAAACGCCGCGCACUGUGAGGAGAGAGCCUAGCAGCGCGCGUGUGCCCCUCGCGAGCGUGUUCUCUUCGACCCCCAAGGGCGCGCCUAACCCGCUCGCCAUGUCGACUAUCUCCCUCCCGCGCAGCCCGGCCAUUCAAGUCGCUGAAGACGCGCCCUCAUCCGAUUCGCCCAUCCCGUCGUCGCCAACCGGUCGGUCGAUGUCCCCUACCAAAGCGACCGUCGUUCAUCCCAUGCACGAAGUCAAGCCGCGCGGGCACGGCUCGCUGGCUGACUCGGGGUAUCAUGGAAGCCAAUCCCAGCUGACGCAGUUCGAGAGGGAAGAGCCGCUUGAGGAGGAGGACAUCGAGAUGUCGGAUAGUGGCGAGCAGGGCGAGACGCUGUCAGAUCCGGUCUUUUCGCCGGAGAAUAAGCCGACCAGCCCGUCGGCUACAUCCGUGCAUGAGACGUACCAGAGCCCGGUUGAGACACGCUCGCCACAGCGCCAGCAGAGGGAAGAGAGUGCCGUACCGACGCCGUCGUCUGCCUUGCAGCAGCCAAACAGCCCGUUUGCGAGCAGGACAAGGCUGCCGAUUAUGUCACCACGUGCACAGCCGUCACCUAAGAAGACUUCCUCUCCGAUCGGGCAGUCCCCCGGAAGACGGUCACCCUCGCCGCAGAAAUCGCGCUUGGCUAGCCCGCCGAAGGCCUCGGCCAAACUUGAACCCGCUCCACAGACCGAAGAGAAGCCCGAGGAUGGCGCCGACCAGAAUAUUUCGGCCGACGAAGAAGAAGAAGACGACAUUUCCGAAGCAUCUAGCCCCGUCCUCCGCCCCGUCAUGCGCAAAUCCUCGCUCAACUUUGCCUCCCUCCCCGCGCGCGAGCCACUUACUUCUAAGAAGAGCCUCGGCGGCGCGGCGGCGCGCAUGUCGCGCACGAGUUUUACACGACAGAGCUACUACCCCCCUGCUGCGGCGUCCAGACUCACUGGUGGGGGGAAGAGUCUCGGUGUUGGGAGACACGAGGACGAUGAUAUGGAGGGGGUUGAGAAGGAUGAGGACAAAGAGGAGGAGGAAGUCUUUGCUGAUAGCAAGACUUAUACGCAGAGGUUGCAUGAGCAGAUUAGUAUGCUUGGGAAGAGCCAGGCUCAGAAGAGUGCGAGACCGAGCAAGAGUUUGGCGAGUUUCUUGCCGGCGGCUGCUGGCCAGCAGCAGCAGGGAUCUGCUGGAUCAAUGCAGGCGGGUAGGCAGGCUUCUCCUAAGCCGAAGCAGCAGCCCGCUACUACGCCUGGUCCUGUUGCUGCUAAUGAGGAUGAUUUCGUCCGGGGGAUGGGUAGUCCGAGACCUCUUCCCCCUCGCCCUCAAACAUCUGGUACGACAGAAUGCAGAGACACAGGCGACAUGUCACCUGCCUCAUCUCUCCCCCGCAGUCGGCCGACUUCCCCCUCGAAGAACGUCUUCUCGCCGACGCAUCGCACUCCGAACUCUCACAGCAAGUCUCAAUCUGUGCCAGUCCUCCCGUCGUUGGAGCAGCUGCGUACUGGUAAUCCUGAGGAUGGCCCGAAGAAGACAAUCGCACAAAACCCUACGCUGAGCACAGCAGCUGGUGACGGGCUGGUGGCUGGCUCGCCGGCGCCCAGGAGUCCCCGGAGCUUUAGGGAUAACCCCCUGAAACAGGUCAAAAAUAAGUUGAGCAGUUUUAUUAAGAGCUCUAAGGGGUUGAUUGGAAGCAGUGGUUCAGCUACUUUAGGGGAGAGCAAGACAUCAUCGGGUCUGGUGCAGCAUACGCCGUCUGUGUCGCGCGCCCAGCAGCAGAAGGUUGAGAAGGAACGUGAAAAGGAGAGAGCAGGGGAUGAGUCCGUCGAGUCGUAUAAGACAGCGGAUAAUGUUGCGUAUCCAGAUCUCUCGCGCCAGGUGGAGGGUAUCAACCCUACAUCCGCAAAAGAGCAGCCGCAGAGUCCUGUGCAGAACGUGCGUAGGACGCGCGCAUCCGCCGAACGUGAGCGCCUCGAGAAAGAGCGGGCCGAGAGUGAGCGCCAAGAACGGGAGAAGAUGAGGGUUGUUGAGAAGGAACGGGAGCGGGUUGCCCAGAUGGAGAGGCACAUCACUGCGCAGCAGGAGAAGGAGAAGCAGGAGAAAGAGAGGAGGGAACGUGAGCAGGACUUCCGGACGCCUGGCCCCAGGCCAAAGAGCGUGGCUAAACCUGCACCGUCAACCAUCCAAACGACCCCGCAUAAGAAUGCUGCUGCAGACGAGGAUUUGGAUAUGACUGAGGCUCCGGCAACCAUCGCUCCGCCGUCUGUUGCUCGCCCGACAACUGCUUCUUCAAUGAGGAUUCCGGCUGCGAAGAGACCGCUUAAGCCGACCAAGGAGGCGCUGAACCGGUCGACCGCGAAACAAGCGCCUACUGUGAUCAAGGUGAAUACCUCAAGCGCGGCACAAGUGUCGAAUAGUGUUUUGGCGGCGACGUUAGGCGAGACAUUGGCCCCUCCUACCAACCAAACGACUCAAGCACAGGCAGCUCAGGGGGCUACUGCUGUGAAGGGAUUAAGUGGGAAGGGCAGCGCAGGCUCGUUGCGCGACAAACCCUCUCUCCAAUCCCUCAAAAACUCGAUGGCCUCCUCCUCCCAGCAAAAGCAGAAAGCCGCUGACGCAGCCGCCGCCGCGGCACAGAGGAAGAAAGAGCAAGAAGAGCGCGAGGCGCAGAAGAGGGAGUUGCAGCGCAAGCGGGAGCAGCGGGAGCGGGAGCGUGCCGCCCAGCAAGAGGAGGAGAGGCGUCGGAGGGAAGAGAUGGAGCAGCAGAGAAGGUUGGAGGAAGAGCAGAGGAAGAAGGAGGAGGAGAGGAAGCGCAAGGCGGCGAUCGAAAAGGCUAAGAUGACUAAGGCGCCGCCGCCGCCGGUUAGGACGCAGCCUAAUGGUCCGCCGGAUUAUAGCGCUACUGUCGAGAGGGAGAGGCAGACACAGCAGCCGGCUAGACCGCCUUCGAGGCUGGGAUCGAUUGCCGAGGGGGGGAGGCCGCUGCAAGAGGAGAAGAAGUACCAGGCCGCUGGGGUGGACGCAAAGAGAAUGCGGAUGAGUGAGGAGUUUGAUGAGAAUGUGGAUAUGGCUGAAGGAGGAGGAGGGGGCAGCUCUAGGAUGAUUAAGGGCGCGCCGAUUAGGCCUAGUACUGGGUUUAAGAAGGAGAUCCAGCCUCCUAAGCAGCAUACGUACUCCUCCAACGCCCACGGCCACACCUACAGCAGCAAGGACCUGUUCAAAACAACCGUCAUCUCGCAACACAACAACCAAAACGCAGGCCGUCCCGCGCAUCCCCUCGACAUGGCGCAGGUUGCUAAGGGCCCGAUUCCGUUCGCCAACAAUAACACUCAGGCGGCCUCUUCCCACAAGACCCCCGCCCGCGCCCCAGGAACCAAUUCCACAGUCCCCUCGUCAGCUGCAAAAUCCGCCGCCCGUUCCUCCCCACGCUUCCCCAAUGGCGAGCUCAUCGAGCUCCCGGACAUCGCAACCGACGACGACGACGACUACUCCGACGCAGACAACUCCGGCUCCGGCGCAGGCCAGAUGCUCCCCUCGUGGGCCGACUCGCCCGAGCUACGCCGGCAGCUGCUGGAGCAGGAAAGGAUUGACCCGACUACUGUGUUUGGCGUGCCGCAGCCGCUCAACAUGGAGGAAGUGUUUAACAAGAGUAAGGAUCGGUGGCAUCGGUUUAGGCAGCGGACGAGCAGUGCCAAUUGGAGUGGGGCGGAUCGGUUGACGGAGGAGGAAAUGAGGCGGGACGCGAUUGCUCGAGAUAGGAUGAGGAGGGAAGGGGGUUGGACUUGGGAGUUGGGGAAGGAGAUGUAUUAG
This is a messenger RNA of Thermochaetoides thermophila DSM 1495, 4035 nucleotides long. RefSeq lists its product as uncharacterized. NCBI's taxonomy places the organism in Eukaryota, Fungi, Ascomycota, Sordariomycetes, Sordariales, Chaetomiaceae. The coding region runs from base 1 to 4035 and encodes 1344 amino acids. The transcript is spliced from 5 exons. The record is from RefSeq and is a predicted model, not a curated record.